AUGGGGCCAGCGUUCGAGACCGAGGUCCGCGUUCCCUGGUCUCAGACUUGCUGGACCCGUGCCGCGGCCUACGUCCGACUGCAGACCGCCGCCGAGGUAGCCAGAGCGCUGGCCAUCAUCAAAGAGACGGGGACCAACUUCUCCCUGCGCACCACCGGCCACAACCCCAACGCCGGCUUCAGCAGCGCUGGCGACACGGCUGUCGUGCUCGACCUGCGGGGUCUGGCCUCGCGGGAGCUCGGCGCAGACGGCAUCGCCAGGGUCGGAGCCGGCAACACCUUCGGGGAGGUGUACGCCUGGCUUGCCGAGCACGGUCGCUCGGCCAUCGGCGGGCGGGAUCAGCAGGUUGGCGUUGCUGGGUUUCUGCUGGGCGGCGGCAUGGGGGCGUUCCCGAACCUGUACGGCUUUGGCGCGGACGGCAUCGUGAAUGCAGAGGUGGUCCUAGCAGAUGGCCGCAUCGUAAACGCCAACGCACAGGAGAAUCCGGAUCUCUAUCGUGCCCUCAAGGGCGGCGGUUCAAACUUCGGUACGUCUGGGACAGUCGAUCUCAGCAUAGGCAUCGUCACGCGGUUCGAUCUCCACACGUACCCGUUGAUCAAGACGCAGUACACCAUCAACCUGUACAGUCCGCAGGACUACGUGGGAAUCAUCGAUGCCACCGUCAAAGUGCAGGAGGCGAUGGAGAAGGACCCCAAGAUCGGCUCCUUCACCAACUUCAACGCCCAGUUCGUUGCUGUUGGGCUGCUGUACGCAGACACUCCGUCCGAGCGCCCCAGCGCGUUUGAGCCCUUCUGGGACCUGAAGAGCCUGAUAACCACGGCGUGCCCGACGACCGAGGGCACCCUGCUCUCGCUGGCUCAAACCAUGAGACAUGAGGAGACUGAUGGAAAGCGCCGCAUCUGCUCGAUCACCACGCGGGUCUCGCGCGAGCUCUACGAGGGCAUCUACCAGCUCUACCAGGAAGCCCUGAAGGCCCUGCCCGAGGGCUACGUGCUCCACUUCACGGCGCAGCCGGUGGGCACGGCCGCCGUGCAAGCCGGCGAAGACCACGGCGGCAACUCGCUGGGCCUGGAAAAGAUUCCGCAAUGCUGGUGGGUCUUCACCUGCGAGUGGCCCAACGAGCGCGCCGACGCGCCGGCCGAGAGCGCGCUCAGCUUCCUCGAGGAGAAAGUCGAGGCCCUCGCGCGCGAGAGGGGGCUCUUGCUGGCCUACAAGUGCGCCAACUUCGCCACGGGCCACCAGAAGGUCCUGCGCAGCUACGGGGCCGAGAGCCUGGGGCGCCUGCGGGAGACGGCCGCCAGGUACGAUCCCGAGGGGGUGUUCCAGAGGCUGCAGUGCGGCGGGUUCCUGCUGCGCGACAACGUGUGA
Messenger RNA from Thermothielavioides terrestris NRRL 8126, 1368 nucleotides. RefSeq lists its product as uncharacterized. NCBI's taxonomy places the organism in Eukaryota, Fungi, Ascomycota, Sordariomycetes, Sordariales, Chaetomiaceae. The record is from RefSeq and is a predicted model, not a curated record. Bases 1 to 1368 code for a protein of 455 amino acids. The transcript has 5 exons. Gene Ontology annotation, molecular function: FAD binding.